Molecule: messenger RNA, 495 nt
Organism: Macroventuria anomochaeta
Lineage: Eukaryota; Fungi; Ascomycota; Dothideomycetes; Pleosporales; Didymellaceae
Exons: 2
Coding region: 1-495 (164 amino acids)
Cellular component (GO): membrane
Source: RefSeq, a predicted model, not a curated record
AUGGCAUCAUCAACCCUAAACUACCCCCUCCUCUCUAUCCCCGCCUACUACGUCUUCUCCAUCAUCCCCCAUAUAUACGCGAACUCGAUCCUCGGCGCGAAUGGAUACAAGGUCAACAAUGCAAACCCCAAAGCCUCGCUCUCGCCCGACGCAGUAAAGGGCAAAGUCCCCGACGCCAUAUUUCAGAAGUACCAGCGCGCCGAAAACGCACAGAACAACAACCUGGAGCAGCUGCCGCUGUAUGUUGCGGCGGUGCUGGCGAGCAUUAUUGCAGAGAGGGUUACGGCGAAGGGAUUGGGUAACGCGGUUGUCGACAAUGAUGUUACGGGGUUGACGACUUUCAUUGGGACAUUCAUGGCCAUCCGUACUGCUUACGUUGUCUCGUACAUCAACAUCGCGGACCACGGCAAGAGCUUCAUCCGAAGCACACUCUGGGCCAUCGGUGCUGGACUUAGUGGAUACCAGAUCUACAAGGCCGCUUCGCUGUUAGGUUAG